CCCCAUGGCCGAAGCCCCAGGGAGGCCGCUCCGCGGGCCAUCUCCGCGUCCAGCCACGCCGAGCCGUAGCAGAAUUUAAUGUCUUACAAGACAGCGAUGGCUUUUUCUCUAGAACUUGAAUAUGGAGGCCACAGGGACAGAUGAAGUAGAAAAGAUAAAAUCAAAGUUUAUGUCUGCAUGGCACAACAUGAAAUACAGUUGGGUGUUGAAAACAAAAACUUACUUUAGUAGAAAUUCUCCAGUCUUUCUGCUAGGAAAAUGUUACCACUUCAAAUCUGAUGAAUCUGGUGAGCUUUCUACAGAUGGAUCCAGUUUUGAUCAAAUCAACACAGAGAUUUCGGGAAAUGUUGAGGAGUUUCGUAAAGAUUUUAUUUCUAGAAUAUGGCUGACUUACAGGGAAGAAUUUCCUCAGAUUAAGGGAUCUGCGUUAACGACAGACUGUGGCUGGGGGUGCACACUGAGAACUGGCCAAAUGCUGUUGGCUCAAGGUCUUAUGCUUCAUUUUCUGGGUAGAGCCUGGAUAUGGCCAGAUGCGUUGGACAUUGAAAAUUCAGACUCUGAAUCGUGGACAACCCAUACUGUGAAAAAGCUGACUGCAUCAUUUGAAGCAUCACUUACAGCAGAAAGAGAACCCAAGAUCUUGUCAAACCAUCAUAAAGGAACAUUAAAGAGAAACUGUGGUGACAGAGAAAUGAGAAAUGAAGUUUAUCACAGAAAAAUAAUUUCUUGGUUUGGUGACUCUCCGCUGGCAGCUUUUGGCUUACAUCAGCUAAUAGAAUAUGGAAAGAAAUCUGGGAAAACUGCUGGAGAUUGGUAUGGACCUGCAGUUGUUGCACAUAUUUUAAGAAAAGCUGUUGAAGAAGCAAGAGACCCUGAGCUACAAGGAGUAACAGUUUAUGUUGCUCAGGAUUGUACAGUCUACAGUUCAGAUGUUAUUGACAGACAGUGUUCUUUUAUGGACUCUGAAAAAGCAGAUACAAAAGCUGUUAUUAUAUUAGUUCCUGUGAGACUUGGUGGAGAGAGAACAAACAUGGACUAUUUAGAGUUUGUAAAGGGAAUCUUAAGCCUUGAGUAUUGUGUUGGUAUCAUCGGUGGCAAACCCAAGCAGUCAUAUUACUUUGCUGGAUUUCAAGAUGACAGUUUGAUUUACAUGGAUCCUCAUUACUGCCAAUCUUUUGUAGAUGUCAGCAUAAAGGAUUUCCCUCUUGAGUCAUUCCACUGUCCUUCUCCCAAAAAGAUGUCGUUCAAAAAAAUGGAUCCGAGCUGUACGAUAGGAUUUUAUUGUAGAAACGUGCAGGACUUUGAGAAGGUUUCGGAAGAGAUCACAAAGAUGCUGAAAUCUUCAUCUAAGGAGAAAUAUCCCUUGUUUACCUUUGUAAAGGGUCAUUCCAGAGACUAUGACUUUGCUUCCAGUCCACUCCAUGAAGAAAAUGACCUUUUCUCAGAGGAUGAAAAGAAAAGAUUAAAAAAAUUUAGUACAGAGGAGUUUGUCUUGCUUUAAGGACAUUUUACACUAGAUUAUUGGCAGCUGUCCAGGAGAACACUUGUCUUUUAAAAAAUAUAUGUAUGUGUGUGCAUCCUCCUCCCUUCCCCMAAAAGGCAAGUUGUGCUGGAAAUGGUCUAUUUUCAUAAAGAUUAUGAUGUUUUAUAUGUUAAUAGUCUUAAAGAUGUCAUUUAUAAAUGCUGGUACUGAUGAUUUGUGUCUGUGGGUCGUUGGGUGAGUUUCCUGUUCCGCAGCUGGUGAGCGGCGCCGGAGCCGCUGUGGGCCCCGUCCUGGCCUUGUCCCCCGGAGCCUGGCCGGGCCGGAGCCUCCUGCGAUGCCCGGCACAAACCCCUCCGUUCCUGCCACGAGCGCCCAUGCGCGGGUGGGAGGAUAGUUUUAUUCCCGCUGGGAAGCGGGCAGGGAAGCUCCUGCGGUGGGAGCGACCGCUCCUGUGCUCAUGGAGGCCGAAUCAUGAGCUAAGGUACUGUUUGGCAGCGUGAGCUUAUAAUGGGCUCUCAUUAAGCUUGCUGUGGCGCCUAAUAUGAGGAGUGAAGAUAAAGUAUUAGCUUUCCCACGAUUUUUAAAGGUUAUACUAUUAAUACUAACUGCAACCAAUCAAAGCAGCUAAAGACAGUUAUUAGAAGGAGCAGAGUUUGUUUUCUGCUCYGACUCUUCUGAUGUUUGAGACUUCUCUGCUAUUAGUGCAGCUUCUAAAGCAAGCUGGGGGGUGGGCGGUCAARAAUCUUGUUUUGUUUUUCAUACAUGUUGUUAUUGUACCAGUGGUAACUCAGUGGUCUGUAUUCUAAAACUGCAAACAAUGUACAUARAUAGUUCCAUGUUUUAACAAAGCAAAUGCAAUAUCUAAAACUAUUAUUAACUCUGCUUGGAAAAUAAACAGUGUGAAAACAUCAAAUGCACAUGGUUUUCCCAUUAAUUGUAGCUCCUCAUUGACUGGAUAUAAUCCUGCAUCUAAACAA
Messenger RNA from Nothoprocta perdicaria, 2460 nucleotides. It is a transcript of the gene ATG4C, whose product is annotated as autophagy related 4C cysteine peptidase. Lineage: Eukaryota; Metazoa; Chordata; Aves; Tinamiformes; Tinamidae. The record is from RefSeq and is a predicted model, not a curated record. Gene Ontology annotation, molecular function: protein-phosphatidylethanolamide deconjugating activity. The transcript is spliced from 11 exons. The coding region runs from base 122 to 1501 and encodes 459 amino acids.